AUUAAGUAAACAUAGACGUUAACACUUAUGUGUUUUAUGGAUUUUAUGUUAUUUUAAUAGGAUGUUGAAGAUAUGUGUGUACCUCAUUAUAUUCUGUGUUGGACAAUGUUGUGGAAUUAUAUACCAUUUGAAUGAAACAGAAUAUGAACGGCUGCCUAGGCUGUUCGAUCUGGAGAACUAUGAGAAGUGCAUGGAAGAUUCAGGGGCCAUCUACUGCGUGGCCCAUCUAGAGCUCUACACUCAAGCGGAAAGUGAUCUUUACAGGCUCAUUCAGGAGUAUUCCGAGUACACAUUGAAACAUUACAACUAUUCAAAAAUAGACAGAGGCAUCUGUGUUACGCGGUCAUGUGAACCCUACGCCAGGAACGCUGGCUUAGAUAUAAACAGGGACCUAAGAGCGGUCCUUGAGGGAUGCCUCAAUCAAACUAUGAUCAACAAGUACGAUUUGAUGGCAAGAGUUUAUGGCAUGAAUUGUGAGAAAGAGAAAGAAAAGGCUCAAUUAAAAUUAGAUUAUCUCGAUUAUAUCUUUCUUGGCGUGUUUAUUAUCUUCGUCGUGCUCGCCUUGAUCGGAAGCUAUAGUGACACCUACACAAAGGAUAGUGACGAAAAUCAUAAGAAAGGAGUUUCAGGAAGGGAUUUACUAUUAUGUUUCUCUAUUCCUGAAAACUAUAAAAAAUUGACUACAGUCGAACAAAAGGACGCUCGUUUGGAUAUUUUCAAAUGCGUCCAUGCUUAUCGCACAAUAGUAACAUUCGCCGUGUUAUACGCACACACAGUGCUGCUGAUAGCCUCUGGAUUCACCUCUGAUCCUCACAGCUUCGAAAAGGCCUACGAGUCUAUCACUCUCCGGAUAACUUUCAGCGGCCUGAACGUCGUCCAGGUGUUCUUCUUCAUCACCGGCAUGCUGCUGUCGUACUUCAUGGAGGUGGCCGCGGAGACGCACAAUAUGUGCUGGAAAAUGAUACCAAAUAUCGUAUUUUAUAGAUGGUGGAGGCUAACGCCCUCAGCGGCAAUGGUGGUAGCUUUCUCCGCGACCUGGAUGCGGCACCUCGGCAGCGGCCCGCUCUGGAACACCUGCGUCACCAACGGCACCUCGGGCCAGUGCCGGCGCUUCUUCUGGGCGCACUUGUUCUACUUCAACAACUACAUUCCCGAAGACACGCUAUGUGCUCUGCAGACUUGGUACAUAGCUGCCGAUAUGCAGGUAUUCGUUGUAGGUGUCAUUAUACAUUUUGCGAUCAGAAAUCGAAGUACGAGCUUUAAGAUAAAAUCCCUGACGUCACUCCUCCUAUUGUCUAUGACCGGCCCAGCGCUGCAGGUGUGGUGGCAGGAUAUAGACGCGUUCGCAAUGCAGAAACCGGAAGUGUAUCGCACAGUCAGCGACGUGAACUUACGCAAUCUCCACGUUUUGGGACACAACAAUCUGUCCGCCUCCAUCAUUGGCUUGGCCACAGGAUAUCUGAUCUACUUCUUGCAAAAGAACAAAGUGGAAUAUCCGAACUUCAAGAUUGGUAGAUUCUUCAGCUGGUUCACGAUACCAACGUACCUCUUCUUGCUGUACUGUGGCAGCUUGUUCUACCACGACGGUGAACGACCGUCUCUGGCGCUGCGUGUGCUGUACGCAGCGACCAAUCGAGCGAUUGUUGGAUUUAUUUCUGCAUAUGUGAUGGUAGCAGUUACAUUAAAGUUCAAUGGAUUCACGAAAGCUUUGUUAGAACACACAAGCUGGGUGAUACCAAGUAGACUGUCUUUCUGUGUGUAUCUGCUACAUUUAGUUUUCAUAGACUUUGGUCUUGGAAGCAGGACGCAGCUGACUCCUGUGUCGUUUUUUAACACGUUCUUCAUAUCUGUCGGAGUCUUGGUGUCCACUUACGCGAUUGCUGUACCCUUCCACCUUCUCAUCGAGGCGCCGACAGCUCGUCUCAUGAAACUAUCUGAUCAUAAAAAGACUGAUAAAAAGUUGGCAUAGAAGUUUUUUUAGUUAUAUAAGUGUUUAACUAAUUGUAAAAUAAAUUAAUAAUC
Molecule: messenger RNA, 2022 nt
Organism: Pararge aegeria (speckled wood butterfly)
Lineage: Eukaryota; Metazoa; Arthropoda; Insecta; Lepidoptera; Nymphalidae
Product: nose resistant to fluoxetine protein 6-like
Exons: 12
Coding region: 62-1969 (635 amino acids)
Molecular function (GO): acyltransferase activity, transferring groups other than amino-acyl groups
Source: RefSeq, a predicted model, not a curated record